AUGACGAAAGUUAAACCUUUGUCAACGUUUCAAUUAAUUGAAGCAACUUUCAAUUGUAUUCCUGAAUUGAAUUUCCUUUCUCCUUCCAAUUUAAGUUAUCAUUAUUCAAAAUUUAUGAAAACUAAUUCAAUGGUAAUUAGAACAAAUCAGCUAAUUACUUUAUUAUUAGGAAAACUUUUUCAAUACAUUCCUGCUCCUCCAACUGUUUCUUUGAUCUUACAUUACUCUUGGAUCUCUUCUCAUUUGUUAACUAUUAUUGGAACUGUUUUAUAUUCUUUUAAUUUGUUUGGUAAUACUUCUAUUCCUCCUGUUCAUGAUUUUCAAUUAGAUUAUCAAAUCAAUUGGUUAAUUUGUUGGUAUGCAUUAUCGGUUUCAGGUUCUAUGUUAGCAUACGCUUUAGUUCUUUAUCAUCAUUACUUGAUUAUUCUUAAUAGUUCUGGUUCAAACGAGUUGUUAAAUGAUAAUGAUAAUGAUCAGCAAGAUCAAAAUGAAAAGGAAAUUACUCUUAUUAAGAUUUUAAAUUCAGAAAAUACACCAUUACUUGGGAUUUCAAUAUUAACUCUUUUCACUCCCAUUAAUAUAACUAAAUUAUUCCCUUCAACCAUUUAUUCCUUAUUAAAUAUCUCAAGUUAUAUCUUAAUUGAGUUAUAUCCUAAAACAAAAUUAUUUGAAUUAACUUUUCCCUUGUUUGUAAUUGUUGAGAAUAAAUUAUUAUUAAUGGCUGCAAUUUUGGAAUUAUUCAACUUUUUCAUUUAUUUAACUCAUAGUUUAUUCAAUAAAACUCAUUCUUAUUCAACCAUUCUUUAUUUAAUGUUGAUUUGUUUGAAAAUUCAAAAUUCUUAUUAUUCAUGUUUGGCAAUUAAAUAUGUAUUCCAAUUCUUCACUUAUUUAUCAAAAUGGAUUAAUAUUUCCCCUGGUUCAAAUUCAAAUGUGAAUGAACCUAUUGUUGCUGAUCCUCGAGCUAAAGAUGAUGAUGAUGAUUCAAGAUCUGAUCCUGAAGAUGAUCUCAAUAAUGAUAUUGAAAUCAACGAUAUUUCUACUUUUGAAGGUUUUAGCCUUCCUGUUCUAAAACGUUCAGAUAGAAUCACAUCAUUUAUGUUUGAUAAUUUAAGUGUUAUAAAUGACUUAUAG
Molecule: messenger RNA, 1131 nt
Organism: Scheffersomyces coipomensis
Lineage: Eukaryota; Fungi; Ascomycota; Pichiomycetes; Serinales; Debaryomycetaceae
Exons: 1
Coding region: 1-1131 (376 amino acids)
Source: RefSeq, a predicted model, not a curated record